Molecule: messenger RNA, 1575 nt
Organism: Electrophorus electricus (electric eel)
Lineage: Eukaryota; Metazoa; Chordata; Actinopteri; Gymnotiformes; Gymnotidae
Source: RefSeq, a predicted model, not a curated record
AUGGCCCUGGACACUCCACGCUCCUUUGGGAAGGGAGAUAGGUUGUUGCCCGGGGACCCACUAGGCGCUUCAUACCUCUAUACACCUGAAACAUCGCUUACCCACCUCGGCGAUUUUCAAGGAAGACCUGAGACGCAGCAGCCAGGAUGGGACAGGGUGGAACAAAGUUGCUCUUCAUUACCAAGGGUAACCAGAGAGUCGGUGAGACAGUACCUGCAGUUCAGACCAGACCAAUCAGUGCUCAUCCUUCAUGCCAAAGUUGCUCAGAAGUCCUAUGGCAACGAGAAACGAUUUUUCUGUCCUCCUCCAUGUGUGUACCUUUGUGGCCCAGGAUGGAAUCUCAGGCAAGAGCAUCUCAAAGGAUCAGGUCUCAGUGAGUCUAGCCAUCAUCUGUGUGGGUAUAUGGGUCUGGACAGCUCUCCAGGGUCACAGGCAGAUGGCUUCAAGCUAAGCUUCGAGGAACAAACAGACAAGAUGUUUGCCUGUGCUAAGACUCUGUAUAUCUCAGAUACGGAUAAGAGGAAACACUUCCGUUUGCUGCUCCGACUGUUUCACAAUGGAGGGCAGCAGAUUGGCUCUUUCCAAAGUGGACUUAUUAAAGUCAUUUCCAAACCAUCACAGAAGAGGCAGUCCAUGAAGAAUGCAGACUUAUGUAUUUCAUCAGGUUCCAGAGUAUCAUUAUUUAACCGCUUGAGAUCUCAAACAGUCAGUACACGGUACCUUGCUGUGGAGGGUGGAGCUUUUGUGGCCAGUGCCAGACAAUGGACUGCUUUUACUGUCAUUCUAGUGGAGGAGCAGCAGGCUGACCACAGUGAUUACUCUGUGUGUGAGAGUUAUAUAUGCUAUGGUUGUGUGGUUCAACUGGUAUGCACUGAUUCAGGAGUCGCAUUGCCACCCAUGGUCAUCCGUAAGGUGAAUAAGCAGCAUGCUUGCCUAGACGUGGACGAGCCUGUGUCCCAGCUUCAUAAAUGUGCCUUACAGUUCAGGGACAGCAAGCACAUGUACCUCUGCCUCUCCAAUGAAAAAAUCUUGCAGUACCAGGCCUCCCCCUGUCCAAAGGAAAGCAGUCGAGAGCUGCUGAAUGAUGGAUCAUGUUGGACCAUUAUUGGUACAGAGAUCAUGGAGUACACCUUUAGCGAGAGCCUCACCUGUCGCCCAUCCACCAUCAGCCCUGUGCCUGUCAUCAAUGGACUGGAGCUAAAUGGAGGAGGCCAUGUAGCUAUGUUAGAGCUCCAUGGAGACAACUUCAGCCCCCACUUAAAGGUCUGGUUUGGGAAUAUGGAAGCUGAAACCAUGUUCAGGAGUCCCAGGUCUUUGCUAUGUGUAGUCCCUGAUAUUUCAGUCUUCAGCGGGGAGUGGAGGUGGCUCAGGCAGCCUUUCACAGUGCCCUUAUCUCUGAUUCGAUUGGAUGGGCUGAUCUACCGUAGCGCUUUCGUGUUCACCUACACCCCGGAGCACAGCCCUUCCCCUCAACCCUGUGUCACUACUGAGAGAGCUGCCAGUUCAGACACGCUCAUAGAUACCAUACACCAGGAGUUCACCAGGACUAACUUCCACCUAUUCAUGCAGAGCUGA